CGAUAAAGGAUGGCGGCUUGGCGCUAGGACGCCUUUGUGGUGGUGCAACUCACUCGGUGCCAACGGAGAACACAGAGAGGGCAGACAUGAUAGCAUUGCGGAGAUCGGCUUUUUCCUGAAUUAGAUAAAAAAAAAUCUAAGUCAAGGAGGAAUAUAUCUGAUGGAGAUGAAUAACCGGGUUGGAAACGGAAAUUCUGUAACUCCGAUGGACGAUGAAAAUCCUGGCAGACGGGUACACAAGGCGAUUGACGCCAACCGGUAUGCCAGCAAGAAGACCCUGGCGCAGGGCAUGCUGGACAUCGCCCUUCUUACAGCCAACGCCAGCCAGUUAAAAUACAUCCUGCAGGUUGGAAAGCAGCACGAGUUUUACACUCUGAUGGUCACGCUGAUAUCAGUCUCAAUCGUCCUUCAGGUGGUGUUGGGGUGCCUGGCGUUGUCGCUCAACAUGCUGAGGGACUGCCGGCUGCACCAGCAAGAAUACAAGAGCUCGGCCCUGUGCCUCAACUACCUGUCCCUGUCCGGCGCCUUCCUCGUCUCGGCGGUCAACCUGCUCAUCGCGGUCUUCAACCCUCGACCCUUGCACCCCGCCGCCCCUGUUUAACAGAUCGACCCCUUCCCUUGAUUGUAAACUGUGUGCGUCGAGAAACGCAAUAACAAUUAAUUUUUGAUAAUAAUGUUGAUAUGGGUUUUGUAUAAAAUUAAAUAAUUUCAAUGGAUUGAAUAAACGAUUUAAACUAUUUUUUAAAUUUCUAAAUCGUGGUGAAUUGUAAUUGAGGGAAGGGUUAGAAAUCUUUGAGACACACACACUGCAUUGGUGACCGCUUUGCCCUCAGAUUCUGGUCGGAGUUCUCUUCGUCGUGCUCGGCAACUUGAACAUCAACAAAGAGAAAGACCAGCGGAAGGCAGACGUCAUCAACAACAUCACCACCGGCAUUAUUUUCGUCAUUUCGUUAGUGAACGUCAUCAUUUCUGGAUUC
Molecule: messenger RNA, 977 nt
Organism: Neocloeon triangulifer
Lineage: Eukaryota; Metazoa; Arthropoda; Insecta; Ephemeroptera; Baetidae
Product: ninjurin-1
Exons: 4
Coding region: 161-601 (146 amino acids)
Biological process (GO): cell adhesion; tissue regeneration
Cellular component (GO): membrane
Source: RefSeq, a predicted model, not a curated record